UUACACAAACAUGGCGCGGCGCAGGAAGCGUUCACGUGUAGACGAGGGUGCCGAAAACGCUGUCGAAACGCAAGAAAGGCUACCCCCGGUCUCCAGAAAAUCAGAUGAACCACCGGAGAAAAAGUACAAAUGGAUCAACAAGCAGCGUGUCAUGAUCUUCGCUUCAAGGGGGAUCACGUUCAGAGACAGGCAUCUGAUGCUUAACCUUCGCACAUUGCUGCCUCAUUCGAAGCCGGAGUCCAAGAUGGAGAAGAAGGACCCUCUUGUGGUCAUCAACGAAAUAUGUGAAAUGAAGAACUGCAACAAGUGCUUGUACUUCGAGAACAAGAAGAGAAAAGAUCUCUAUUUGUGGGCAUCCAAUGUACCGAAUGGGCCGUCUGUCAAGUUUCUUGUUGAAAAUGUUCACACAAUGGAGGAGCUGAAGAUGACUGGGAACUGCCUGAAAGGCGCACGACCACUCCUUUCCUUUGACAAGGCAUUCACUGAGAACCCGUUUGCUAAGCUGAUGAAGGAGUUGCUCUCACAGAUUUUUGGCACGCCGCGGUACCACCCAAAAAGCCAGCCAUUUGUUGACCACGUGUUCACCUUCUCGCUGCUGGAUCACCGGAUAUGGUUCCGCAACUACCAGAUCGUGGAGGAGACUGGCGCUCUCGUCGAGAUUGGACCUCGGUUUGUGCUCAACCCCAUCAAGGUCUUCGAGGGCAGCUUUGGAGGAGCUGUCAUCUUCAGCAACCCGCAUUAUGUGACUCCGAGUGAGCAUCGCCGCUCCCUGAAAUUGGCUGCUGCCGGCAAGUACAAGGAAAGGAAAGAGGCCAGGGCCAACCUCAAGCAUCGCAUUGCCGAAGGCCCAGCACCAUCUAAUCCGCUGGACGACAUUUUCCAGACUGUUCCUCCCGAAAAAGCAAAGGGUCGAGACAAGCUACUGUUUCGACGGAAGAAAUAGACACAUUGUUAUAUUUGUACA
Molecule: messenger RNA, 964 nt
Organism: Rhipicephalus microplus (southern cattle tick)
Lineage: Eukaryota; Metazoa; Arthropoda; Arachnida; Ixodida; Ixodidae
Product: ribosome biogenesis protein BRX1 homolog
Biological process (GO): ribosomal large subunit assembly; rRNA processing
Cellular component (GO): nucleolus
Molecular function (GO): rRNA binding
Source: RefSeq, a predicted model, not a curated record